GCUAGGAAGCUGCUCCCCAUAGGAACUGUGAGGCCAAGCACGCUGCCCGGGUGUCUGACGUCAGGGUUGGGACAGUAACCCCAGUACCAGGGACACCCUCCUGGCCCGCAGGGCCGCUCCUCUCCGGCCACAGAGUCCGAUGGCGGCGGUGACCGCGCUAAGGCGACGGGCUGAGGUCGUUUUGACCUUUGAGGACGUUGCCGUGUACCUCUCCAGGAAAGAAUGGCUCCUCCUGGAUGAGGCUCAGAGACGCCUGUACCUCGAUGUGAUGCUAGAGAACUAUGCUCUUGUAUCAUCACUGGGUUGCUGCUGCGGAUCAGAGGACAUGGUGGCACCCAUGGAACACAAUAUUUCUGUAAGAAAGUUGGAGGCUAAGAAUCCUAAGUCUGCCAAGUCUUCCCAGAAUAGCCACCCCUGUGAGAGUUGUGAGCCUAUCUUGAGAGACAUUUUCCUCAUGGUUGACCAGCACAGAAUACAAAAAAGGCCCACACUGCUGAGGUGUGGGGCAUGUGCAAAACCAUUUUAUUUCAGUGCACAGUAUAACAAGCACCAGGAGGAGCAUACAACAAAGAAUUCUUUCAUAGGCAGUGUGGACAGAGUCUCAAGUGCAAAGAGCUCCAAUUUCAAUGCAUCAUGGAAGCCUUGUACCUCUAGUAAGGGAGGAAAAUGCUUUGUCAUCAUCCCAGGACAUAUUGAGCAACUGGAUGCUCAUACCAUGCACAGAGCAAACAAAAUCGCUAAAUCCAAAAUGACUUUUCAAAGUAAAAAGUAUUACAUCCCAAGAGAAUGCAAGAAAGCCAUUGGCUGCGAUGACACACUUGUUGAGGACCAGAGAUUUCUUACAGGAAGACAGCGUUUUGUGUGUUGUGAAUGUGGAAAAUCUUUUACCAAUAGCUCUUCCCUUUGUGUUCAUCAGAGAGUUCACACUGGAGAAAGGCCUAAUAAAGGCAGUGAAUGUGGAAAAUCUUUCACCAGUAUCUCUGACCUUUGUAAACAUCAAAGAGUUAACACUGGAGAAAGGCCUUAUGGGUGCAAUAUAUGUGGAAAAUCUUUUACCAGUAGCCGGAACCUCCGUGGUCAUCAGAGAGUUCACACUGGAGAAAGGCCUUAUGAGUGUGGUGAAUGUGGGAAAUCCUUUACCCGUACUAAUGCCCUCCAUUAUCAUCAGAAAGUUCACAGGGGAGAAAGGCCAUAUGAGUGCGGUGAAUGUGGAAAAUCUUUUACCAGUAGUUGGAAUCUCCUUUAUCAUCAAAGAGUUCACACUGGCGAAAGGCCUUAUGAGUGCAGGGAAUGUGGGAAAAGUUUUACCACUCGCUCUCUUCUUCAUAUUCAUUUGAGACUUCACACUGGAGAAAGGCCUUAUGAAUGCAGUGAAUGUGGGAAGUCUUUCACCAGUAGCUCUGCCCUUCAUUCUCAUCAGAGAGUUCACACUGCAGAAAAGCCUUAUGAAUGUGGUGAAUGUGGGAAAUCAUUUAAGAUGAAAUACAACCUUAAUUGUCAUCAGAGAGUGCACACUGGAGAAAAGCCUUAUGAGUGCUCUCAGUGUGGGAAAUCCUUUACCAAUCGCAGUCUUCUUCAUAUUCAUCUAAGACUUCACACUGGAGAAAGGCCAUAUGAAUGCAGUGAAUGUGGGAAAUCUUUUACCAGGACUUCUGCCUUCCAUGCUCAUAAGAGGGUUCACACUGCAGAAAAGCCCUAUGCAUGUGGUGAAUGUGGGAAAUCAUUUAAGUUGAAACACCACUAUAAUUCUCACCAGAGACUUCACACUGGAGAAAGGCCUUAUGAAUGCUCUCAAUGUGGGAAGUCUUUUACCCGUAGCUCUCUUCUUCGUAUUCAUCAGAAUUCACAUUGCAGAAAGAACUCAAGAGUGCAGUGAAUAUAAGAAGUACUUUACAAAAAGAACCAUCCUUUAUUAAACACCAUUGAAUUCAUUCUGGAGAAAAGCCAUAUCAGUGAAGUUAAUGUGGAAAAACUGAUAUGAAUAGCUCUGUGUUUUUCAUAACUGUAGUGUUUACACAGGAUUAAAGGCGUUUUGGGUACAGUAAAACUGAGGUAUCUUUAACAUGAACUCUGCUGUCUGUUAUCAGAGAUUUCACAGAGGAGAUAGCUUUUAUGAGUGCUCUGACAGUAGGACAUCUUUUUCCUGGGGCUGUUACCUCUGUUGUCAUCAGAGAGUUCACACAGCUGAAUGGCCUUAUGCCUGCAGUUAAUGUGGAAGUCUUUUUUUAUAUCAAUGAUUUUUCUUAUUAUGAGAGAAUUUACACUAUGGAUACACCAUUUGAGUGCUGUGAAUGUGGAAAUUUAAGAGUCACCACUAUUUUUAUUGUCAUCAUGAAAUUCACAAGGAUUAAAUUUUCAUAAGUUAAAAUUUGGGAAACUUCCAGUCAAGGUGGCAGAAUAGGCAGACGUGGCUCACCUCUGAACAGCCACAUCAAAAUUACUACUAAGGUGUAGAACAGCUGUUACUAAGGAAUGUCAGAAAUGAAGCUGAAUGGAAGUCUGACAACUAUGAAAUUGAGUUGAAUGGAGUUCUAACAAAAUUAAAGAAAUAACAUCGAUACUGACUAGUAGGAAGGGUGCAGACAUGGAAAGGCUGGUAUCACAACCACAUGGAUAAAAAUUCAUGAGUGAUAUCUCAGGAGCCAGGGAUCCCAAACUCACACCAGGGCCCCCAGACCAGGAUUCCAAUGCCAAGAAGAUAAGUCCCCACAACUUCUGGCGGCAACAAAAAGCAGCAGGGACUGAGUCAGUGGAAGAAACUGCUGGAGCCACAAGUAGGUCCUCUUAAAGAACCCACACAUGGACUCAAUUACACAGACUCAGUCCCUCUGAGCUGCAGCACCAGGAUAGCAGUUUGAAUGGCACCAUUGGUCUACUGGGAAAAACGGAAUUGUCUUUCUUCAAGGUGAGCAGAGGCCACAGGUACCUUUGCUGUAUCCUCCUUCCAUAGAGCUGAUAAGCUGGUGCCAUGCCUGAUACUCUUAUCAACCUGUUAACUCUUAUAACACUGUUGUACCUGCCCUGGAGAUUCCCCAAAGAAUCUGCCCUAUUCAACUUAAGGUCCCACCCAAGCUGCUUUUCCAUAUGAAUGGCUGGUUUUGACUCAUGCUUCACACCUUAUUAAAUUCUAUUAAACAAGCAGCAGCUGUCCUCAGUAAACCCCAGGCCUGGCAAUAGCAGCAGCCAGUCUCGUUUCACAGCUUGGCUUCACCUGGGAAUCUCCAAGCUCAGCAUAAGUAACAGCCAUCUCAGAUUGUUUUAUAUUUCAGGUAGGGUGGCCCAGGGCAAAACACAGAUGGGACAGAUCUUGCACAUGUGGUGGGCAGCUAUAGACCACAUCAGAGUGCCAACAUCCUGCCCCUGCACAACUGAUCUUUCACGUAGAGUAGAGAGUGGUGGGCAGUGGUCACAGCCAGUUCUCGUACCUGACUGGCCUGAGUAAAUCCCAUUGAUCUUCAACAGCAAUGAAGGCUCAACUACAAGAGAUGGGUAUAAUUUGUCCACAUGAAGGGUGCACCUUGAGUGCCCAGCUAGCGUGAUGGGGAAGGUUGUGCCACUGGACACUAUAGGACACCUACUACAUUAGGCCACACUGUGAAGACAUGGAGUCAAAGCAGCUCUACCUAAUUCAUAGAAACAAACAUAGGGAGGCUGCCAAAAUGAGGAGAC
This is a messenger RNA of Phyllostomus hastatus (greater spear-nosed bat), 3669 nucleotides long. RefSeq names its product zinc finger protein 256-like. Gene Ontology annotation, biological process: regulation of DNA-templated transcription. The transcript is spliced from 3 exons. NCBI's taxonomy places the organism in Eukaryota, Metazoa, Chordata, Mammalia, Chiroptera, Phyllostomidae. The coding region runs from base 140 to 1876 and encodes 578 amino acids. The record is from RefSeq and is a predicted model, not a curated record.